This is a messenger RNA of Microtus oregoni (creeping vole), 1048 nucleotides long. It is a transcript of the gene Hoxc9, whose product is annotated as homeobox C9. The transcript has 2 exons. The record is from RefSeq and is a predicted model, not a curated record. Lineage: Eukaryota; Metazoa; Chordata; Mammalia; Rodentia; Cricetidae. Gene Ontology annotation, biological process: anterior/posterior pattern specification; regulation of transcription by RNA polymerase II; proximal/distal pattern formation. Gene Ontology annotation, cellular component: nucleus. Gene Ontology annotation, molecular function: DNA-binding transcription factor activity, RNA polymerase II-specific; RNA polymerase II cis-regulatory region sequence-specific DNA binding. Bases 1 to 783 code for a protein of 260 amino acids.
AUGUCGGCGACGGGGCCCAUCAGUAACUAUUACGUGGACUCUCUCAUCUCUCACGACAAUGAAGACCUCCUAGCGUCCAGGUUUCCGGCCACCGGGGCUCACCCUGCCGCCGCCAGACCCAGCGGCUUGGUGCCGGACUGUAGCGAUUUUCCGUCCUGUAGCUUCGCGCCCAAGCCGGCAGUGUUCAGCACGUCGUGGGCGCCCGUGCCCUCACAGUCGUCCGUGGUCUAUCACCCGUACGGCCCCCAGCCCCACCUCGGCGCCGACACGCGCUACAUGCGGACUUGGCUCGAGCCGCUGUCCGGCGCCGUCUCCUUCCCCAGCUUCCCGGCCGGGGGCCGUCACUACGCCCUCAAGCCCGACGCCUACCCCGGGCGCCGCGCCGACUGCGGCCCAGGCGACGGCCGCAGCUACCCGGACUACAUGUACGGUUCGCCCGGGGAGCUGCGCGACCGCGCCCCGCAGACGCUGCCCUCGCCCGAGGCGGACGCGCUGGCCGGCAGCAAGCACAAAGAGGAGAAGGCCGACCUGGACCCUAGCAACCCCGUGGCCAACUGGAUCCAUGCCCGUUCCACAAGGAAGAAGCGUUGCCCCUACACCAAGUACCAGACGCUGGAACUGGAGAAGGAGUUUCUCUUCAAUAUGUAUUUAACCAGGGACCGACGAUACGAGGUGGCCCGUGUUCUCAAUCUCACUGAGCGGCAGGUCAAAAUCUGGUUUCAGAAUCGGAGGAUGAAGAUGAAAAAGAUGAAUAAGGAGAAAAGCGACAAGGAUCAAUCCUAAGCUUGCCCCAGCCUGCUGCCAACACAGCCAAGGAAAACACAAAACCCCACAGAAAUGUCCCAGCCUAGGCGGCAGAAAGCACGAAAAGAGAAGGAAAGAGCAAGACAGAGAAAAGCCCACCGUCUUAAAAAGAAAAAAAGGGAACUCUGCGAUGUGGGAGGGCUAAGGGCUGAGGAAUUGGUGUUAGAGGUAGUUCUAUCCAGCGACCAGGAGGCAGGAGAAACCGCAUUCUCUUCCCCCCAGCAAGCGAAAUAAAUGACACACA